This is a messenger RNA of Didymella exigua CBS 183.55, 477 nucleotides long. RefSeq lists its product as uncharacterized. NCBI's taxonomy places the organism in Eukaryota, Fungi, Ascomycota, Dothideomycetes, Pleosporales, Didymellaceae. Bases 83 to 376 code for a protein of 97 amino acids. The record is from RefSeq and is a predicted model, not a curated record. The transcript has a single exon.
ACCCGUCGCCGAAGAGUAACCACUUCAGGCAACGGGUUCACGAUCACUUUCGACUCGAGGCUCCGAGGCGGUAGGAUCAAUUAUGCUUUUGACCGUUCUGAUGUGCAGCUCGCUCCUUCCGCUUCCCUCGAGCGCCACGGGGUCCUCCUUCAACGCGCUUGCAUGUACCCCACUGCCCGGCUUGCAACUGCCCGCGGAGCUGCUGCCACAUAAAGGAUGCAUGGCGAAGUCCAUCUCGGGGAGCAGGGCUUCGGAUCCGAAAGACACUGUUUUCCUAUUCAAGUUAGGUUGGCAGCGUUGCGAGCACAUUGCGGUGGGUACGCCUCAUCUGCUGCGAAUAACGAGUACGCUUUCGCGGCAAUUCGACAUGUUCUGAAUCGUGUCGGCACCCAUUACGCGAGUGUACGCAGGGUCCCUGACGUCGCAACACACAACGCAGAACAAUCUAGUUACGUAUUGGUUCUUCGCAGCAGGGCG